Colletotrichum lupini is the source of this 639-nucleotide messenger RNA. RefSeq lists its product as uncharacterized. The record is from RefSeq and is a predicted model, not a curated record. The transcript has 4 exons. Lineage: Eukaryota; Fungi; Ascomycota; Sordariomycetes; Glomerellales; Glomerellaceae. Bases 1 to 639 code for a protein of 212 amino acids.
AUGUUGGCAAGAACGGAUUAUACCCACAAGAACCCCAUCUUCCCCCUUUUCCCAAGAGGAGAGCGACUGGCUAAGACACUGAGCCUGUCAAAAGCGCAGCUGUCCGCAUUUGCUACCUCGUGCAGUCUUUCGGAGCCUGCAACGUCACCUUUUCCAACACCAAGCACUUGGUUUAUUGCGCCAAACAUGACAAGAAGUAAAAGGGGGGCAACAACUAAUCGCGGUGGCGUUCAGGUACCGCCAUUCCCAUAUGUUCUCGCUAGGCUCCGUCACACAAAGGUCACCAAUAUCUCUCGCCUGAUGUCUCUCCGUCAGUCUUGGGGUCCAUCUGCAAAAUCACUGGACGUGACGAAAACAAUGUACCGCUUGGCAACGGAGUCCACCUCCCAAGACCCCAAGACCGUAGGCGGGAAGGGAGCUCAAUAUGACAAUAGCAAAGGAAGGGCGGCCGAACGCCACUUCCCGCGUGGCCGUCGCCAGGGUCAGUCUGUUCAAGCCGCAACCAACCACAGGCCUCGGGGCCGCGCCGCUGGUACCGAUCCCUCGACAUCCCCGUGGUCCCCCUUCUUCCGCUCGCGGGGCGCUUUUAAAGCCUUGCCAUCUUCCGUCACCGAUUGGCAGAUGUCCAAAAUGAAAUGA